AUGGCAGGGAAAGCUCGAUCCGUUUCUUACCGAGGCCCCAACCUGAUUAUUAAUCAGCCCGACGAGCUGCUGGACGGCAUGUCCGAGUGGUGCAAGGAGCACCACGGCAAGUCUGGCCUUACGAAGGCUGUGAAGGAGAGCAAAAUUUCGUUGCAGCAGGCAGAGUACGAGUUUCUGUCCUUUGUGCGCCAACAGACGCCGCCGGGUCUCUGUCCCCUUGCAGGUAACUCUGUUCACGCAGAUAAGAAAUUCCUCGACAAAUACAUGCCUCAGUUCAUGAGGCAUCUUCAUUACAGGAUCAUUGACGUGAGCACCGUCAAAGAGCUUUGCAGACGCUGGUAUCCGGAAGAAUACGAGUUCGCACCAAAGAAGGCGGCUUCUCACAGAGCGCUCGAUGACAUCAGGGAAAGCAUCAAAGAACUUCAGUUCUACAGAGACAGCAUCUUCAAGAGGAAAACGGAUGAAAAGAAAAGGAAACUCAUAGAGAACGGAGAAAGCGAUAAAACUGCCAGCUGA
Messenger RNA from Nipponia nippon (crested ibis), 516 nucleotides. The record is from RefSeq and is a predicted model, not a curated record. NCBI's taxonomy places the organism in Eukaryota, Metazoa, Chordata, Aves, Pelecaniformes, Threskiornithidae.